This is a messenger RNA of Paramecium primaurelia, 545 nucleotides long. The record is from the annotation of a GenBank genome assembly. Lineage: Eukaryota; Ciliophora; Oligohymenophorea; Peniculida; Parameciidae.
AUGUCUUAAAACAAUAAUCGUUAAUUAUAGGCUAGACCAAAUAGAAAAACUGAAUAAUCUUUUGAUUUCUUCAAAAAUACUAAAGUCUCAACCUGUAGUUAUAUCAAAAGGAAAGGAGAUGAUUUCAUUGCAAUUCCAUUUUACUAUAAACCAAAUUAAAGAAAUCUAGAUUAUUUGAAGUAUAACAUAUACAGUAUUUGAAAUAGUAAAUCCAUGUAUUCUACAUCAACCAAUCAUGAUGCUUAUAAUAAUAAAAGAAGAUGCUUUUCUAGUAUGAGAAACAAACCAUUAUCUCAAUACAACCCUUUAGCACAUAGAAGCAGAUUGGCAGAUUAAAGUUUAAGGAUUUCAUAAAACAAUUUUUGCCAAAUUGAAAUAGGAGAUAGGUUAUAAAAAAUACUAAUCUUAGAAAUUAAAGAAUGACUAAGCAUUAUGUAACUUAAUAUCAGAAUCAUUUGGGUAAUUUCGGAGAAACAACCCCUUGUUCAAAUCCUUAAAUUUUAGCAGAGAGAGCCAAAUGGAAUCAUAGACUAAAGGAUAAAUGA